This is a messenger RNA of Capsicum annuum, 1375 nucleotides long. RefSeq names its product wall-associated receptor kinase-like 15. Bases 247 to 1143 code for a protein of 298 amino acids. The transcript is spliced from 2 exons. Gene Ontology annotation, molecular function: polysaccharide binding. The record is from RefSeq and is a predicted model, not a curated record. NCBI's taxonomy places the organism in Eukaryota, Viridiplantae, Streptophyta, Magnoliopsida, Solanales, Solanaceae.
ACACCUUAGAUGCCUCAGAAUUCUACUCUUCAAUGCAAUUUGGCCUAGGAAUUUUCAUUUUAUGCGUUACCAAGUUCAAGAAAAGUUGCAAGAAAAAGGAAACAUCCCCAUAAAAUAAGAGCACUUAACACUACCAAAAGAAAAAAAAAGAAGGCAAUCCUUUAGACCUCUCACUAAUUUAUAUGGCACUACUCUUCCACAUUUCACUUCCUCCUCCCUUGUCUUUCUACAUUUUCAUAGUCAAACAUGAAUUUCCAAAAAUCCUCAACCCUCCUCUCUUGCAUUUUCUUCAUUUUUCUUCCUUCAGUAAUCACAUCUCAAACUUGUGAAAAAUCAUGUGGCAAUAUACCAAUCAAAUACCCUUUUGGGACUGGCCCUGGCUGUGGCGAUCCACGAUUUCAGCCUUAUGUUAUUUGCAACAACCAACAACUGUCCUUCAAGACUCAUACCGGUUGCUAUCCGGUUACAUCCAUCGACUACAAUUACCAAAUCAUGUACAUUAGUGACCCUUCUAUGUCAACAUGUGCUUGUACACAACCAAGUAAAGGCUUUAGUCUAGACGCGAACGCACCUUUUAGCUUUCAUGAUGACACAGUUUUUGCAUUACUUGAUUGUGAAACAGAUUCAUCACCAAUUUACAAGUCAAACGGAGGGGUCAAUUCGACUUUCCCUAUGUGUGAUAGCCAGGGUGCACCUGUCUGUAGUCUUUUGUAUUCAUGUCAAGCUAUAAGUAGACUUAAUCUCCCAAUUUCGACUUGUUGUGUCUACACACCUGUUGAUCUUGGACCGGCAUUUGAGAUGGAUUUGGAGAAGUUGCAUUGCUCGUCUUACUCGGCUUUAUAUGGUUUUAGUGGCCAAGAAUUGAAUCCACAGGCCUGGAAAUACGGUGUGGCGUUGAAAUACAAGUUCAAUUUUAACAACGAUUAUCCUGAUAUGUGUGCUAAUUGUGAGAAGAGUAAUGGUGUUUGUGGAUAUGGAGGACCUUAUAGUUCAUUUGUUUGCAAUUGUCCUAGUGGAUUCAACACAACAAACGAUUGUUUCCUAGGAUCAUCUUGGAGUAACAGUUUCAAAAAUGUUCCAUGGCACACUGGGCUUUUGUUGAGUAACGCGCUGGGAUGGUUCAUCGUCUUGGUGUUUAUGUAGGCUACAAUGAACAAGCAUGCAUUUGAACUUAUUCAAGGAAAUUAGACAAGAAAUCUUGCUGGUUAAUGUUUAAUUGAUUUAUGGAAAAUCCUUAAUCUCCUUGGCUUGUUGUAAAAUGUGAAAUAAUGCUCAAGAGAACAGGGAGGUUAAUGCAAAAGGGUGGAUUUUCUUUUUGAUCAUUUUGUAAAUGUUGUAUUACAUUAUGCAAAGAUGAUCUUUUCAAUUUGUUUAA